Messenger RNA from Hippopotamus amphibius kiboko, 2432 nucleotides. RefSeq names its product ras homolog family member T2 (gene RHOT2). The coding region runs from base 118 to 1965 and encodes 615 amino acids. Gene Ontology annotation, biological process: mitochondrion transport along microtubule; mitochondrion organization; regulation of mitochondrion organization. Gene Ontology annotation, molecular function: GTPase activity; calcium ion binding; GTP binding. The record is from RefSeq and is a predicted model, not a curated record. The transcript has 19 exons. Gene Ontology annotation, cellular component: mitochondrial outer membrane. Lineage: Eukaryota; Metazoa; Chordata; Mammalia; Artiodactyla; Hippopotamidae.
UGCGGCUGCGUGGGCGGGGGCCGGAAGUGCGGGCGCAGGGAGAUCGCGGGCCGGCGUCGCGGUCGCAGGCGGGGACCGGGUCUACACCAGGGUCGGUCGGUAUCUCCGGCGGCCACCAUGAAGCGGGACGUGCGCAUCCUGCUGCUGGGGGAAGCCCAGGUGGGGAAGACGUCGCUUAUCCUGUCGCUGGUGGGCGAGGAGUUCCCUGAGGAGGUACCCCCCCGGGCAGAAGAGAUAACCAUUCCCGCGGACGUCACGCCAGAGAAGGUGCCCACCCACAUCGUAGAUUAUUCAGAAGCUGAGCAGACAGUCGAGGAGCUCCAGGACGAGAUUCAUAAGGCAAACGUGGUGUGCGUGGUGUAUGAUGUGUCUGAGGAGGCUACCAUCGAGAAGAUCCGAACGAGAUGGAUCCCGCUGGUGAAUGGGGAUACCAAGAGGGAACCCAGGGUCCCUAUCAUCCUGGUGGGCAACAAGUCGGACCUGCGGCCGGGGGGCUCCAUGGAGGCCGUGCUGCCUAUCAUGAGCCAGUUCCCUGAGAUUGAGACCUGCGUGGAGUGCUCGGCUAAGAACCUGAAAAACAUCUCGGAGCUGUUCUACUAUGCACAGAAGGCCGUGCUGCACCCCACGGCCCCCCUGUAUGACCCCGAGGCCAAGCAGCUGAAGCCCGCGUGUGCCCAGGCCCUCACACGCAUCUUCAGGCUCUUAGACCAGGACAUGGACCAGGCACUCAGUGAUCAAGAGCUCAACGCUUUCCAGACGUCCUGCUUUGGGCUACCCCUGGCCCCACAAGCCCUGGAAGACGUGAAGAUGGUGGUGAGCAAGAAUGUGGCGGGAGGCGUGCGCGAGGACCGGCUGACCCUAGACGGCUUCCUUUUCUUGAACACGCUCUUCAUCCAGCGAGGCCGCCACGAGACCACGUGGACCAUCCUGAGGCGCUUUGGCUACGGCGACUCGCUUGAGCUGACCGCUGACUACCUCUGCCCACCGCUCCGCGUGCCCCCGGGCUGCAGCGCUGAGCUCAACCACUGUGGCUACCAGUUUGUGCAGAGGAUGUUUGAGAAGCACGACCAGGACCAGGAUGGUGCCCUCUCGCCAGCAGAGUUGGAGAGCCUCUUCAGCGUGUUUCCUGCCGCUCCCUGGGGCCCCCAGCUACCCCGCACAGUCCGCACCGAGGGCAGUCGGCUGCCCCUACAUGGGUACCUCUGCCAGUGGACCCUGGUGACCUACUUGGACGUCCGGCGCUGUCUCGAGCACCUUGGGUACCUGGGCUACCCCACCCUCUGUGAGCAGGACUCCCAGUCCCAUGCCAUCACAGUCACCCGGGAAAAGAGGCUGGACCAGGAGAAGGGACAAACGCAGAGAAACGUUCUCCUGUGCAAGGUGGUGGGGGCCCGUGGAGUGGGCAAGUCCUCCUUCUUGCAGGCCUUCCUCGGCCGUGGCCUGGGGGAUGCUGGGGAGCCCUCUGCCUACGCCAUCGACACAGUGCAGGUCAACGGGCAGGAGAAGUACCUGAUUCUGUGCGAGGUGGGUGCAGACAGCCUCCUAACCGCCUCGGCUGAUGCUACCUGUGACGUCGCCUGCUUGAUGUUUGACGGCAGUGACCCCAGGUCCUUUGCGCUGUGUGCCAGUGUCUACAAGCGUCACUACAUGGAUGGGCAGACUCCUUGCCUCUUCGUGUCCUCCAAGGCUGACCUGCCUGAAGGUGUCUUGCUGCCUGGCCUGUCCCCAACUGAGUUCUGCCACAGGCACCGGCUGCCUGCCCCUGCCCCGUUCUCCUGCACCGGCCCAUCAGAGCCCCAUGUGGCCAUCUUCACCCGGCUUGCCACCAUGGCUACCUUCCCACACCUUAUCCACCGGGAGCUGCAUGCCACCUCCUGGCUCCGGGUGGCGCUGGGGGCUUUUGGGGCUGCCGUCGCUGCCAUCCUCAGCUUCUCACUCUACAGGAUCCUGGUGAAGAGCCGAUGAGGCCUCGGACCCUGCAGUCUGAUCUCAGGGUGCUGAUGUGGGGCCUCCUGCUUAGGGGGUGAGGAAUGAGGCUUCCUUCUGUCUCAGUUUUCCUCCUGAGGACAGCUCACCCACUGCCCUGCCACUGCCUCAGGCCCGAGGGUGGCCCUGCUGCAGGUGCCGGGCAUGACCCUCUUUUGUGGGCAUUAUGUGUUAGAGGGACGAGGGGUGUGGGUGAGGAAGUCAGUGACCCCAGACCCAAAUUCUCAGGGCUCCACUCCUCCUUCCUGGUCCCAGGCGGCCAGAGGGUAUGAAGGGUGUAAGAAUGCAGAGCUUUGGACCAAAGGCAGGGGGGUGGAGGCAAGAAAUGGCUGGACCAUUGUGGGUGUGUGCCCCCACCCCCCAAUUUGAAGACAGGUCCCAGGCUGUGUCCCUCACAUGAGACGUAUGAGAUUGGGUUUCCUGAUUAAACUUCAUUUGGUCUUUUC